AGAAGUCAUAAGUCUGGAGGUCCCCGUGUGUCGUCUGGGUCACAUCAACUGUGUACGCUGUCCACCACGGGGCCAGUCCGGUAGUCAUUGAUUUUAAGGUUGGUUCUGCUCGGAUCUCUUGAGACAGUCCGCAGCCCGUCAUGGCUUCAAUUUCUCUACCUCCACAGCCUCACGCUACUCCAGCGUUCUCUCAAUACCUUCCCUCGCCAGAUCGGUCCCCUCGCGGUCACAGCCGCCGCAAUCUGACCAUGUCUGCUCCGCUCCCAAACCCACACUUCAUCUUUCCGGCCAGAGACCCUGGUGAUGCGACGACUCCUCGGCCUUCGGAUGCUGGACCUCGGACAGCGGCACCGCUUCCGGCCUUCUCUUUCAAUCCGGGUUCUCAGCACUCAACACAACCAUCGAUGCCGACCUUCCCUUCCAAUAGACCUGGUGGACACCGUCGGCGAUGCAGCGAGUUUGUCGGUGGAGAACGCCCCGUCAUUCCCUCUGCGCCUGCGGAGCCCCGCCAGAGCACCGAAGAAAGUCUGGCGCCAUCCCCUGGCAAACUUCCUGCUCCGGGUCCUGGCUUCGGUGCAAGCAGCCAAGGAAAGCGUCGCCAUGCCCACCGGCGCUCUGCCGCUAUAUCCAGUGUUGAUCUCACGGCUAUCACGAAUGCGCUAGAUCUGAAGCCUGCCAUUGAGAGCGCUCCGUUAUUGCAGGGGGAUGCAACGCGCGAUUACCAUGCUUACGAUGAGCCUCCUCGACCAGCCUCUCAAUCCGCGGCCAUCCUGAAUCAACAAUCUCCCCCAGUAUCGCCCAAGAUUGUAAUUGAGACAGAUGACUCCCAAUAUAAUGGACCUGGCACUCCAAACAACGUUCUCGCGUCUGAACGCUCCUCUGCCGAAGUAUUCUCUAAAGACUUUGCAUCGACGCCUGCAUCGCAACCUGAUGUUGCCGCUAGAAAUAGUGGUUUUACCAGUUUUGCUCCUGCGGUCGAAUCACCAACCAAGGCGGAGAAGUCAAGGCCUAGGCCCCGCACUGCAGAUGCAUCUUUCAUGCUGGGUCAAGGCGGAACCGUUGGAACGGAUGCCACGAAACGGCCGCUAUCUGCUGCGGGACAUUCACGCAACAGGAAAAGCUUUUCUUCCGGCAUUCUUGAACACUUCGCAAGCUCGUCUAGACGCUCUUCCUCCUCGUCAAACAACUCGGAUGACAGCUCAGACACUUCGAUCAGCGAAACUAAUGACGUCUCCGAGUCUCCAAUUGAAGGCAAGAAGAAGUCGAAGUCCAAGAAGAGGCAGAAGAAAGUGCGGUCGUGGGCGGGCGCUAUCCUAACGAGGGGCAAGGGCAAACGCCAUUCGAAGAAGGAUAGAUGCGAAACCAAGUCCGGCAUCCCUCCUCCUGUGUUAACAAGAACAAACUCGGAUCUUGGCUCGGGCUUGGAAGUGGACUUUGACGAUGAUAACAUCGUCGUCAUACGGACACCCACCAAUCCUACUUCGCCAGGAUCUCAUCGUUUUCCCACGGAGGCAGACGAACAACCUACCCUGGAGACCUCCUGGAAGCCCCGGAGCUUCUAUGAACAGAAUACACACAGUGAUGCUCUCAGCCCGUUGAUCGACCUGGAUGCAGCUCUGGGCCCCUUCAAUACUCCUGACAUGCGGUCCGGUAAUAAUUCCGAGACUGGCUUUUCAGCAGCAACCAAGCGGAUGUAUAGCGGUGGCCGACGCGGUGAAUUUAUUGGUCCGGAAAUGCGCUACCAUCGUCGUGCUGAGAGUGCUCCUGAAAUGCCUCCGUUUGAUCGCAGCGCUCUUGGUACUAACCACCGGUUUGCCACCAGUUCGACACUGGAAAAUCCGGACGUUUUGUACGAAGAGGAAGAGGAUGCGUUUUUGGCCGCUUCGGGCGAGUCCCAGCAUAGUUCCGAAGACUCGGUAGCGUUGCCCAGCGAGAAUGAUGCAGAUAGUCUGUCGGAGAACAGCAAAGACAGCUCCGACACCCUGACCCAUCAGCCAGUUGCUCUUGAGGCCGGCGAAGCCGACUUGCCUCAGCUCCACGCUGGUCUCGGCAUACGGAAGGAUGAUUCUAUCGACAUACCGGAGUCUGCUGCUCCUGAUUUCGGCCAGGAGAAGCGCCAGUCCACCGAACAACGGACGUCCUUCUCUCAGCUGCAGAAUACAUCCAAUCCUUUCUCUGCCCCGUCGGACAGUCCCGCAGAGUUAAUCGAACCGGAAUGGCAACACCGAGUGCCUGUGCCUUCAAGUCCUGAUAUCUCGCCUCGAUUUAUGCCUGCCGACCACCGACCUGUCACCGCAUCUCUAGAACUUACACGAAACAUUCCUCCAUUGUCCCUCCACUGCAAUGGGUCUGUUCCUAACUCUGCCUUCCCGUCCCCCGACUUCACCAUCUCAUCCGACAUGCCCCGAUCCAUCACGACCUCAUCCACGACCGACCGUAACUUCUCGAACCCCUCCUACAACCCGUCCAUGGAGCUUCCUCAGGGAUCAGUUGAAGAUGUACCUUCGCUGACCAGCAGUGCCUCGACGACGAAUACUUUAAACCGGAUUUCGGGCACUUUCUUCACCCGACCUCGGCUGUCCACUGACCGCUCUGCGUCUUUCUCUGCGGCUGUCCGUCGUCGUACCAGCCAGGCCAACAGCUCCAAGAGAUCCAGCCUUGCGAGCCUCUCGAAACUGGUUGUUGGCCCACACGCGGAGAGAAGCAAGCUCAGCUACGAGGAGAAGCCACCUGAGGACGAGCCGGACAGGAGCAAGAAGAAGGGCCGUCGGCUUAGUCGCCUGAUGCACUUCUGGAGAACCAAGGAUAAAGACAAAUCUCAUGAACAUGGUGUUCGGGACCAGCGGCCUUCAUGAACCACGCUACCUUGAGAGGACAUCCCUUGUACAUACACAACCUGAUUUACGAUUCUCUUCGACAUGGUCUUUGCAAGAUCUUUUUGACCCUUUGUUCUUUUCACCCUUUUUUUUUUUUGCU
Messenger RNA from Aspergillus heteromorphus CBS 117.55, 2976 nucleotides. RefSeq names its product putative cell wall proline rich protein. NCBI's taxonomy places the organism in Eukaryota, Fungi, Ascomycota, Eurotiomycetes, Eurotiales, Aspergillaceae. Bases 141 to 2855 code for a protein of 904 amino acids. The transcript has a single exon. The record is from RefSeq and is a predicted model, not a curated record.